AUGAGCGACAUUACCCUUCCCGUCGAGUCACCCUUGACCUCGGCCUCAAAGCUCCUCUCGAGCGUGGUCUCACAACUGGAUACAUCGAAGCCGCCCUCGUCGGAACAAGUGCGCCAACUGCAGCUCGUCUCAUCGCUGCUCUCCGGCAUCGACAAAUACCUUGACAGCGUUUCCUCGCCCGCGCCCGCGGUGCAGCGACCUCUGCUCAAAGCUACAGCGGAACACGACUGGGCAGGAGCGUGGGAGCGCAAGCAGACGCUGUUCCAGCUCUCGGCUGCGUGGUCCGCAGGUGCGUACGAGGGCAACUUUGUCGGACUGCUCACCAAGCUCACGCACGCAAAGAAGGCGCUCGAGAUCGGCAUGUUCACGGGCACUACUACGGUGUGCAUCGCACAGCAGCUGCCCGAAGGAGGCAAAGUGACGGCGCUCGAGAUCGAUCCGUACCUGGAAAACUUCACGCGCCCUCUCUUCGACCAGACUGGAUUGGGCGACAAGAUCGAUGUCAAGGUCGGAAACGCCGUCGACCAUUUGGAGAGCCUCUCGAAGAACAUCCUAAGUGACGAAGAGGCAUACGAUAUCAUCUUUAUCGAUGCCGAUAAGCCCGGUUACAAGAAUUACUUCAACACGAUCCUCGAUAAGGGCCUGCUGAAGCGCAGCGGUUUGUUGGUGGUGGACAACACGCUGUACAAGGGUACGCCGUGGACCGAAGGCUUGGCGAACGAGGCGCUGCUCAAGAUCGGCAAGGAAAAUGCAGAUGCGAUCAAGGAGUUUAACCAAGUGGUCAGGCAGGAUAAGAGGGUCGAGGUAGUGGUGCUGCCUGUCAGAGACGGAGUGAGUCUCAUCAUGCGGAACCAGUAA
Sporisorium graminicola is the source of this 858-nucleotide messenger RNA. RefSeq lists its product as uncharacterized. The record is from RefSeq and is a predicted model, not a curated record. The coding region runs from base 1 to 858 and encodes 285 amino acids. NCBI's taxonomy places the organism in Eukaryota, Fungi, Basidiomycota, Ustilaginomycetes, Ustilaginales, Ustilaginaceae. Gene Ontology annotation, molecular function: O-methyltransferase activity; S-adenosylmethionine-dependent methyltransferase activity. The transcript has a single exon.